UUUCCUUCGGCUGUUUUCGGAGAGCCCGCGUCCUGGAUCUCUAUUGGCUCGCGAGCCCGGCCACUUGUUUUAUCUACUGGAUAAAUAUAUUCGUUCUGAUUGGCCAGUCCUGCAGCGCACACGGAGCUUCUCUCCUUGAUUGUGAGGGGUCGGCUGGGCUACCAAUCCGGCCCGUGCGGCUCGCUUCCAUUCCCACCCACUGCUCCAAGUCGGCUGCAGGCACGAUGGCCGAGGAUUCCCUCAGCCGCGUUUCCGAUGUGGACAUCGAUUCGAACGGCGUCUUCAAGUACGUGCUGAUUCGUGUCACGCCGAAAGGGGCGGGACUAGGCAAGGAGAUCGUGCGCGGCCACGCCUGGGCUGAGUAUCACGCUGAUAUUUAUGACAAAGUGGAAGAGGAAUUGGAGAAGCAGGGCUUCCAUUGUGAAUGCUUGGGCGGUGGCAGGAUAUCCCACCAGAGUGGUGCCAAGAAGAUCCAUGUUUAUGGCUACUCAGUGGGCUUUGGCAGAGCCAACCACUCCGUGGCCACAGAGAAGCUGAAAGCCAAAUACCUGGACUAUGAGGUCACAUGGGCAGAUGAAGGCUACUGACACCAGCAGUUACCACUCCAGAGGGACCUCAACAAACUUGCGUUGCCUGCUGCCUUCUAUGAUGGUGCCCCAUAUAUAAAUUGCCAAGGGAAAUGGGUUGGUUUUAAUGUGGAUGCAGUGCCAGUCCUGUGCCAGUCUCUGGCUGCUUACACCAAGCCUGUGUAUGAACAGAGAGAAAUAAAUUAUUCCUGGCAUGACUUUGAGAAGGCUUCUGCCCUACUUAGGAGGAACAAGAAGGGAGCAAGCUGCGGAAUUUCCAAAGGGUGUAAACCAUACAAAAGGCUGAUCUCUGUAGCCAUUUAUGCAUGCACUGCUUACCCUGCACCAUCAUUUGUAUUGCAGUAGGGUUUUCCUGUGGGGUUUUUUUUGUUUUGUUCGUUUUCACAGGGAUUCUCCUGUGAAAUGUCCCUAGCUGAGCUGAUCCGCCAUUUUGCCUACCCACUGCUUCCUCGUUGUUUCUGUUCAAUCUUCCUUUGGGGAGGUUGCCUGCUGCCUUCCCCUUUCCUCCCCCGCCAUCUUUGGUUUAAGAUUAGUUUGCUAGCACGUGUCAAUUUAUUGUCAAUUUCACUAUGAAAAUAAAAACAGUAUUGUCCA
Molecule: messenger RNA, 1181 nt
Organism: Sphaerodactylus townsendi
Lineage: Eukaryota; Metazoa; Chordata; Lepidosauria; Squamata; Sphaerodactylidae
Gene: PHPT1
Product: phosphohistidine phosphatase 1
Exons: 3
Coding region: 225-587 (120 amino acids)
Biological process (GO): peptidyl-histidine dephosphorylation
Cellular component (GO): cytosol
Molecular function (GO): protein histidine phosphatase activity
Source: RefSeq, a predicted model, not a curated record